AUGGAGAAACUGCUUCUGAUGGUGUUGGUUGCAACAUGCUGGGCACGACCCCAAGAUCUAUCAGGGAAAGUGUUGGUCUUCCCUAAGAAAACCAAUACAGAUCAUGUGAAGCUCAUCACUUCUAAAACCACAUUCAACUCUGUGACUGUCUGCUUCAGAUUCUUAACAGAUCUCACCAGAAAUUAUGGACUUUUCUCCAUGGCCACUCCGGUGUUCAGCAAUGACUUUUGCCUCUUUAAGAUACAAUCACAGGAUGCCAUCCGAAUGCAUGCUCGGGAUGGAGUAACUGAUUUCCAGUCACUGUCAUUUCCUCCAAACACCUGGCACUCGAUGUGCUCCACCUGGCGCUCUGACAACGGGUUAGCUCAGCUGUGGGUGGAUGGUAAGCCAACAAUCAAGAGAUUCAUUCACUCUGGUCAGGCCAUCAGCGGUGUACCCAUCAUAAUCCUGGGCCAAGAACAGGACUCCUAUGGUGGACAGUUUGAUAUAGACCAGUCUUUUGAGGGCAUGAUUUCAAGACUCCACAUGUGGGAUUAUGUCCUGUCAGAGAGUGAGAUUAGACGUUAUGUGUCAGACCAGAACUUCACCCCUGGCAACGUGUUAAACUGGAGAGCCCUGGACUUUACAAUGUCAGGAAAGAUUGUGGUGGAUGAGGAGCCUAGGGUUGUGUAA
Sphaeramia orbicularis (orbiculate cardinalfish) is the source of this 672-nucleotide messenger RNA. RefSeq names its product serum amyloid P-component. Bases 1 to 672 code for a protein of 223 amino acids. The transcript is spliced from 3 exons. Lineage: Eukaryota; Metazoa; Chordata; Actinopteri; Kurtiformes; Apogonidae. The record is from RefSeq and is a predicted model, not a curated record.